AUGAGUGACACACCCGUAACUGGGCCUGCCCAGACCACUGGCGAUGGAUCGCCCAUCGUUGGGAGAGCUGUCGUGGAACUUCCCGUAUCAGGCAGUGCCUUCCCCCGUUGUUCCAACCUCCUGCCAAAGUUCUGCAACAGUUCCCGCAACAUCCUCUACUUCAGCCGGGACCGGUGGAGGAUUCGAAAGACCCACGGCGCAGCCUCCAUCAACGAGUCCAACCCCAACCCCAAGUGUACAGUUGCUGCAGUCGAGCAGUACUCCGCCGCAGGAGGCCCGCGAAGGAGGGACGCGGCUGGGUUCAACCCCGGCGGAGCCUCUGACCCUAGAAAUGGCGCCCCGGGGACCGGAAGUGGCAGGUCCUGCUCCGCGCGUGCCUCCUACUCUGGCUGCUGGGCAUACCGCAGCAGCGCUCCCGGCUUCCGAACCUCCGGCAAGCAUGACUGCCGCAACCCCCUUUCUCAGCCGACCCCCACCGCCCUUCCUACUGCCGAGGUUUCUGGAGACCGUAUCGGGAGCGCGUCACCUUCCGGAGUUCCGGGUCCAUAUACCGCGGAAAAUGUGAUUGAGGGCCUCGGAUUCCCAUUGCAGAGCGACCGACCGGCCGAUCCCCAGGCCAUCGCCGACGAGUGUAAUGCCAUCUACGCCACCAUCAUUCGGGUUUCACCUCAUGCCUUCCAACGCUUUGUUAGAGAUUCCUGGGAGAGGUCGCUUGUGGGGUCUAAGGAGCACCUUCAGUUUGUUCUGAAUGCGACGUUAGAUCGGGUAAGCCACGAAACGGCAAAAGCAUCCAUGGCGGUCCUUGGCACAAGGCUCAUGAGGAUGGCCGGAGAGGAACUGAUACGCUCUGCCGAGUCGGACCUGCUUGGCCGCAUGGAGGAUAUUAUUGUUGCCAAGGCCCCCGAUAGCCUACUUGAUAAAGCUAUGAGGCGGCGUUUGGAGACAAUUGACGCAAGGCCUUUGCUGAAUAUGCUCGCUCGGGCGGAGCGCCUUGGCUACGAUUCUGGUGAUAUUAUUGAAAACGGAGUCCCCGAACCGCCAGCGAAACACGGGCUCGAAGCGCCGCGAGACCAUACCAGCGGCCGCUGCAACGGCCUUGCCGAUUUCUCAUCCUCCGCCCUCAUCUUAUCUCCACUACCCCCAAUACCCGUCGAGCACCCCUACCCACCACCAAGUGCAAUCGUCACAGCCGACCGCUUCGGCAACCUCCGCCUCAAUAGCAGUCCCGCCACGGGGUUGCAUGAUCCCUACGGACACCUAACGUCGGCGCAGCGCCGCGAAAUGGAUAUACAACUAGCCGGAGCGGAAAGCCUAUACGCAGAGCGAAUGCGUCAGGCACAACGAGAUAUUUUGAAUCCGGGAGAGUUGAAAGUAAGGCUCGACAGCCUGAAAAACAGUCUUGCAACGAAACAGUCGAUGGUUCGGAAAAAGUAUGGUGUCAAGUUGCGGGAGAGAAAGACCAGGGCUGAGAUGGCGGAGCAGCGUGCCCGAAUGAUUGGAACGUCCUACCCGCCGCCUACCCCAAGCUCAAAUGAUAUGCACCACAGCAAGAAGGCGCGGAUGAAUGCUGGAGAUGCCGUGCCAACCCAAGUAGACGACAUUUCUCGAGUACAUUCAUCCCUGGAGACACCCACGCGGAAACCCGUGAGGCCAGAGGCUCCUGUCCCGGGGUUCCACCGGGACCAGCGGCACCGGCAGCAGUCCCUGGAAUGGCUCCUGUGCCAACUCAUCUCCCCGGUCCCGCACCCCGGCCUAUCCCCCAGUCAGCUGCAGCACCUCUGCCGCAGGCUCAGGUCUCUGUCCCUCGUUCACCACCUAGCAGCCAUGUUAGUUCGAGGCCGGCGUUGA
This is a messenger RNA of Parascedosporium putredinis, 1848 nucleotides long. Lineage: Eukaryota; Fungi; Ascomycota; Sordariomycetes; Microascales; Microascaceae. The record is from the annotation of a GenBank genome assembly.